UCACUAGUGUGGCUGAAUGUGAAGGUCUCUGGGUGCAGGUCAGCUGCCAACUGACUGAGGAACCAUGAGAGUCUCUGAAAGCUCGGGGACAUGUACAUGCUGUCUCAGGUUCCCAAUAUCUGUGUGUGUAUGUGUGCCUGUGUGUGAAUCCAAACAGGGGGUAUCCAAUACAGGAUAAAAUUAGGCCAGCCAGGCCUUAUAUUGCUGACAGAGCCCGAGUGGCCAAAAAAAGCCUGGAGGGCAAGCUGGCAGUGGAAGCACAAGGAAGAGAGGAGAGCGAGGAUCGCAGUUGAAAUGGCCAACAAACUUGUAGAUCUUUUGUACUGGAGGAAGAUGAGGAGGACCGGUGUGGUGUUCACAGGGCUGGUGAUUGGUCUGGCUAGCCUGUUCCAGCUCAGUGCCAUCACUGUGCUCGCCCACAUCUGUCUAGGUGUCAUGUGUAUCACCUUCCCUCUUCGACUCUACUACAAACUGCUGGAGGUGCUGCGCUGGAACCCCGGGGUGCACCCCUUCCAGUCAUAUCUGGAUUAUGACACCUCUCUGACAGAUAAGGACACUGUGAUGUUGGUAGAGGAAGUAGUGCUACUGAUUGCAUUUGCCAUCACAGAGAUCAAACGCCUCCUUUUCAUCGACAGCAUGAUCGACUCCAUUAAGUUUGUGGUGCUGCUGUAUCUACUGAGCUAUGUUGGCGUUCUAACCAAUGGACUGACACUGGUGAUAACUGCUGUGAUCGCUAUAUUUUCCCUUCCUUUGUUGUACAAAAAACAGCAGGUACGGAUAAGGAGGGUGGUUAGAGCAGUCAGAGCGUUUGUAAAGAGAAUCAAAAACCUGUGCCUUAGUCUAUAUGAUUUGGUGAGACCCUCUCCUGCCCCUGCGCCUGCCCCUAAACCUGCAUCUGUAGCUGCACUUGUUGCCAGACAGAAAGCCAAGUCAAAGUAACUCUUGGAUGCAUGCUGGAAGCACCCGGGAUUUGAGAUUGGAAAAUGCUGGAAUGGUACAUCCUCUGUGUGCCCGCUGGAGGGGCUCAUUUCCAUUUCUGGGCUGUGAUGUUUGUUUAUGGGAGCAAGAUUUAAUGAGUCCUGACAAUUGAAACAAAGCUGCCAUUCACUCAGUAACAGCAAGGGGAAGUGUGUGAAGAGAGGAAUUUUAUUUACAGAGAUGAUUUCUGUGGGCACCGUAUAAUGUAACCAGUUCACACAAGCAGGGCCUGCACAGAUUAUCACUGUUUUCUCUUUGUCUUUGACAACAGAUCUAUUUUUACACUGGUGAACCAGUGAGCACUGUGUUCCUGUCGAGUUGCACAACCAUUCGGAGUGAAGCAGUGGAGCAUUACUAAGGCUUUCAUUAUUGAGCAUCAUUUGUUUUUAGUUAAACAGAACAAAACUGACACAAACAUCAGCUACCUUUGGCACAAAGCUAUUCACAUUUUAUGCUUUCACGCUGUAACUCAUAUGAGAGAUAUGAAAUCACUGUUCUCUGGUCUUUAUGCUAAUUUCAUUUAAUGAGGUUACAACACUGACUUCUUGCUACUCUUGGGGCAGAUUAGAGUUAGAUACAGAGAUCCAAUAUUGAUACAAAAAUAAAGAAAAUGUGUAGCAACAAAACAGCACUUAAAAAAUGAGAACAAUCUCAACUGUUCUGCAGGUGAAUUUGGGUUGAUUAAUAACACAAGAAAUCAUGUUUUGUGCCACAACAACAGCAAUUUUACAUAGCUUUAUUUUAUUUUAUUUGGUCAAACCAACAGGGAAAAAGCUUUGUAUCUGUUGACUGUACUACUAGUUUUGCUAGCUAGAUGCUAACUUUGCUGUUUGGUGUUGAGCAGGUUGUGUGCAUUGGGUUUUUAGAGCUUUUUAGCUGAAAAACAGUUGAAUACAGUGGGGAGAGUGAACCAAACCAAUACACUUGCAGCCUGUACAGCCAACACAGCCACAGCAACAACUAAAACAAUGCGGUGAAAGAUGCUAAAAUGUGCUGUACAACUGAGGGGAACUAUGUCUGAUAUGUAACAUAUAAAAGGUGAGGUGCAAUGAAAAAAGAUGCUACUAAAGCUCAGGUUGAUGUUGCCCCUACCUUAAUUUGGUCUUACAUUUGUUCUGUUUUCACCUUCGGUUUCUAUGUUACAUCUGAUUAUACUGUAACUAACUACGGUACAUAAUUAAUUACGUUCAUGACAGUGCACUACCUCUUUUCAAUUGAAUGACUGUGUGAACUGGUUGCACAGUAAACUGCCUCCAGAAAACAUUUACUCAUGCUCAUUAAAAAGUCAGUUAAUUAAAUGAAGGACUGAGACCCAAAAUUGAUCAUAUGGGCUUUCAUCUGGCAUCUCACUUCCAAACACAAACCAACAAAUUAAGCAACGUUACCACCUGCUGCAAACAGCUGGAGAAAAGUGCUUGAGGGGCACUUUGACAAGAAGUCAGUGGCAAACACCAAAAUAUGUAUCCAUUUUAGGAAGCCAUUACAUUUCAUACUCAGACGUCUUGCAGUGGAGCUUCACUUGAUUCAGUAUCCUGAAAGGAAUAAUACAGAAUACUUCUGUGGCAUCAAUUACGUUUGACUCAAAAACUUGCUUUUUUGAUAAUUCUAUCAUUCUACAAUAUAACAAUUUAAUACUUCAAGCUGGGAGCUGAGUACUGUGUAUCAUUACAGUUGACUACUCCCACAACUCCAUAUCAACAUUUUCCAAAUCUACCAAACAUUUUGAGAAUGUGGUCAUUAGCUAAUCGGACUAUGUUUCUAUGGAACCUUUAUCUUUACUACAGCUCUAUAAAUCAGCCCACACACUUCAGUUGUGACCUGAUAUGGUGAAUUGCACUUGUUUCUGUAACUUGCUGUUGUUCAUGUGGUAUAUUUUAACUUUGGCAGAUUUCUCUCCACUUGCAGCUCAAAAUCUUUCAGAGCUGGCAAGACG
Monopterus albus (swamp eel) is the source of this 2911-nucleotide messenger RNA. RefSeq names its product reticulon 2b (gene rtn2b). Gene Ontology annotation, biological process: neuron differentiation; brain development; endoplasmic reticulum tubular network formation. NCBI's taxonomy places the organism in Eukaryota, Metazoa, Chordata, Actinopteri, Synbranchiformes, Synbranchidae. The transcript is spliced from 7 exons. Bases 295 to 939 code for a protein of 214 amino acids. Gene Ontology annotation, cellular component: endoplasmic reticulum membrane; neuron projection; postsynaptic density. The record is from RefSeq and is a predicted model, not a curated record.